CUCAUCCCACUGCGGCACACAAUCCUGCUUCUUACAUUUCCGCCGACGCAGAACAUCGUUUACUCUUCUCGUCAAACAAUCCACAUCGCGUAGAUGCAGUCGCAUAUGUUUGAGGUCGCCUGCUCAGAGCAAACGACCGGUGUCUAUUUCUAGCGAAAAUGCGUACCUAUUCUUACAAGACCUGUCAACGCCACUGUCUUCGCUUUCGUCGUAGCGCCUAGCUACCGUACCUUCCGCAUCUUGCGCGGAUGAAAAGUAAAAGAUUGAUUACAUACAAAACACCACACACACUACUACGCUGACUCGAAUUUCCCUGGCCGUGCGACGGACAAAAUGGCCAAACAAAACGCUAUUCGUUGUCUGGUGGACGAUACAGCCUUGACUAGAAACAUUGCAGAGAUCGAGAGUUGGGUGGCACAAGGCAAGAUUUGUCUCGUUGUGCCUCUUUACACGAUUGGCCGUCUCCAUGUCCUCAAGAAGGAUCCUUCUCAGAUCGGCGUGAACGCGCGCAAGGCUGUUAAAUUUCUAGAUCGCAGUACUUCAUCUCGAGACGAUCUCGCCUACGAUCCAGUCACUUUGCAAGGCCCCGACGAGGAGUAUUCAACCUGGGCUGAGGUGGAGGCACACUACUUGAACGAUGACUUGAAGAAAGCGGGCGAAAAUGAGGAGGCGCUUACGGUUCCUCUGGAGUACAAGAAGGGAGGGAGCGCGCUUGAUCUGACCGCGAAGGGCACUGCGGGUGCUGCAAAUGCCCUUUCGCAGGUCCUGUUAGACAAGCUCAACUUUUCGAAAGACCCUACAGCGACCUCGCCUGCGUCCACACCACCUCUGUCUCCUGCCUCGUCAGGACUGCAAAGCUCAAAGACUAGCCCUGAGAUUAAAUCAGCCACUAUGAUCAAACAUGACCAAACACCGGUUCCUCCCUCACUCAAACCGCUGCUCAACUCUGUGGUAUGGUACCUGCACGAGAGAAACACUCCCUUGGAGGACCACCUGGUUUUCCUCACCAACUCAGCAGACACCAUGCACUUAGCCCGCGACUUUGGUGUUCCGACCAAAAACAUCCAUCAACUGCGCCGUGCUCUUGGCAUUGAAGAUACGGAAGAGAAACUACAGGACAAUAACAAAAAAGAGCCGACCAAGAAAGCGUCGCCAGGAGAGCCAAAAACCUUGUUCAGUUACCACGAUGUCGAGAGUGACGACGAAGAAGUUGUCUUCAAACCUCGGGGUCGAGGCUCCAGUCGAGGAGGACAGCCUACCCGUGCUGCAGCCAUCGUGAACGGGAGAGGAAAGGGUGCGCAUGGUCGUUCUCCACGAGCUUCUUUCAGCACUCAGGUCCAGCCAUCUCAAAACAAGCCUCAGAUUCCCGUCGAGGAAAUCGAUCCUGAUUCUUUCGACCGGGGCAGUUUUGGUAGGGGCAGCAUACCACUCGCCAAUGUCGGUGGCGCUCAGCCCAACCUCAACUUCAACGGCGGGCGUGCACCCGGAUAUCGUGGGAACCAUGGCCUGACUGCAGGUCGGGGAGCAAACUUCAGUCGUGGUUAUGGCCGCGGCGUUGAGCGAGGUUCGGCCCGCGGAAGAGGUCGACUGUUCGUCCCUUGAGCAUUGUCGGUAUCUGUCGCUGGUAUUGGCCAUGCGACAGCAUAGCAAAAACGACUUACUUCGGAGGCAAAUUGCCAUUCCUACAGCAUCAAUGCGUCAAGACAUGAUAGUCUCAAAAAUGGGUGGCGAAUCGCGUAACUCAUUGACAUUCAAUGUCCUGGGAUGGACCACAACAGGCGAAAAGGCUACAUCCUUGCCAUAGAGUUCUGCAGGCGUCGAUUACCUAUUGUUGCGUACUAAUGCAUCUUCGUUCGGCAACUAUUUCGCACAGAUCGCAUGAUGAAUGGACAGCUUGAAAUAAAGCUUGAGGUUGACAUUCGAGGAGACUCGAGGACGACUUGCGAUGAUUGAGGAAGGACAAGGGGAUUGAUAAAUUGGAUUCAUUCAGGUGCAAGCCGUGUCGAUAUUCACUCAGCUGAGUUAUCACUGGUCACCUUUCUUGUCUUGGGCAAGAUUUCACUCGUUUAGCAACAUCAUUGGGUUUUUGUGAUGCCACACUGAACCAUUCAGGUGGUAGGGCGUGGGCUCCGUUUUGAUCUUAUGCUCAGGUCAGUUCGAGUAUUGCAAGGAGCACAGCCUUGUGGGUUACUCACUCUGACUGGGAUAUCAGAGGCCAGACUUGCCUUCGCCAGCCAUUCAUUACAAGUAUUGUAACGUUUUGCAAUGACAGGUUAUUGGAUACG
Messenger RNA from Exophiala oligosperma, 2285 nucleotides. RefSeq lists its product as uncharacterized. The coding region runs from base 334 to 1602 and encodes 422 amino acids. The record is from RefSeq and is a predicted model, not a curated record. The transcript is spliced from 3 exons. Lineage: Eukaryota; Fungi; Ascomycota; Eurotiomycetes; Chaetothyriales; Herpotrichiellaceae.